AUGCCGGCUCUGGGACACACAUUCCCCUUCUAUGCUGGCCCCAAGCCGAACUUCCCAAUGAAUACUGCCUUGGCCGUCAUCAUUACCGUUUUUCUGAUGGCACUGGUCACCUUCAUCAUUAUCCUUCCUGGCAUUCGGGGCAAAAUGAGGCUGUUCUGGCUGCUGCGGGUAGUGACCAGCUUGUUCAUCGGCUCUGUCAUCCUGGCUGUGAAUUUCAGUUCUGAGUGGUCUGUGGGCCAGGUCAGCACCAACACAUCAUACAAGGCCUUCAGUUCUGAGUGGAUCAGCGCCGACAUAGGGCUGCAGGUCGGGCUGAGAGGAGUCAACAUAACACUCACAGGAACUCCGGUGCAGCAGCUGAAUGAGACCAUUAAUUACAAUGAGGAGUUCACCUGGCGCCUGGGUGAAAACUAUGCUAAAGAGUUCACAAAUGCACUGGCAAAGGGGUUGCCCAACCCUGUGCUUUACCUAGCUGAGAAGUUCACCCCAAGCAGCCCAUGUGGCCUGCACCGCCAGUACCGUCUAGCAGGACACUACACAUCGGCCACACUGUGGGUGGCUUUUCUCUGCUGGCUGCUGACCAAUGUGAUGCUGUCCAUGUCGGUGCUGGUCUAUGGCGGCCACAUGCUGCUGGCCACAGGCAUCUUCCAGCUGUUGGCAUUGGUCUUCUUCUCCAUGGCCACUACUCUCAUCCCAUCCUGUCCGCUGCACCUGGGCCCUGUCACACUGAACACUUACCAUGGGCCUGCUUUCUGGAUCACACUGGCCACAGGACUGCUGUGCGUGCUGUUGGGCCUAGCCGUGACAGUGGCCCACCGGAUGCAGCCCCACAGGCUGAAAGCCUUCUUCAACCAGAGCGCAGAGGAGGAGCCCAUGCUGGAGUGGAGCCCUGAGGAAGGGGAACUCCUGAGCCCACGCUACCGAUUGAUGGCUGAGAGUCCUAAGACUCAGCACGUCCCUCUGUCAGAGGCAUCCUCUGAGACCUGCUAUGCAGAGGAGCAUCUCAAGGAUCCUGACUGCACGCUCUAA
Molecule: messenger RNA, 1029 nt
Organism: Elephantulus edwardii (Cape elephant shrew)
Lineage: Eukaryota; Metazoa; Chordata; Mammalia; Macroscelidea; Macroscelididae
Gene: DUOXA1
Product: dual oxidase maturation factor 1
Exons: 6
Coding region: 1-1029 (342 amino acids)
Biological process (GO): protein transport
Cellular component (GO): endoplasmic reticulum membrane
Source: RefSeq, a predicted model, not a curated record